Suillus paluster is the source of this 1598-nucleotide messenger RNA. Its product is annotated as cytoplasmic protein. Gene Ontology annotation, biological process: 3'-UTR-mediated mRNA stabilization. The transcript has 3 exons. The record is from RefSeq and is a predicted model, not a curated record. Bases 114 to 1109 code for a protein of 331 amino acids. NCBI's taxonomy places the organism in Eukaryota, Fungi, Basidiomycota, Agaricomycetes, Boletales, Suillaceae. Gene Ontology annotation, cellular component: nucleus; cytoplasm. Gene Ontology annotation, molecular function: mRNA 3'-UTR AU-rich region binding.
AACUUUCUUGCAUCUUCACCUCCAUCAGCAAUAUUUUGUGUUUCAGCCCUUCCGUCUUCCUUACCUCCAUCCCGCUUUACUCUCCCCUCGUAUUCCCCCAUCCUUCCCUUAUAAUGUCUACUGGAUCUCCAGCUCGUCAUGCAUCUGCUUCUCCCGCAGGAUCACGUUCAUCUUCUCCAAGUACAAGCAUUCAUGACACCUUGACUCUCCGUGCUCUUGUUAACACCAAGGAAGCUGGCGUGAUCAUAGGCAAGGGCGGAAAAAAUGUCGCUGAUCUACGCGAGCAGACUGGUGUCAGAGCGGGCGUCAGCAAAGUUAUCCCUGGCGUGCACGAGCGCGUGCUCACCGUUGGAGGAUCUGUUGAAGCUGUUGCAAAGGCAUACAACCUCAUAAUCUCCCAACUUGUCUCAUCCAGCCCAUCCCCCGUCUCCCUAUCAUCAUCAUCGCCUCAUACCUCAAUCCGUCUUCUAAUUUCUCACAAUCUCAUGGGUACGAUAAUAGGCCGCAGUGGUCUCAAAAUUAAGGCUAUUCAGGAUGCGUCGGGCGCACGCAUGGUGGCGUCGAAGGAGAUGCUCCCGCAAUCGACUGAGCGCAUUGUCGAAGUACAGGGCGCGCCUGAUUCAAUCGGUCGUGCCAUCGAGGAGAUUGGCAAGUGCUUGUUGGAAGAUUGGGAGAGGGGUCAGGGCACUGUUCCCUUCCAUCCUGGUGUUGGUGAUACUACCUCAGGUUCGAGACGAUCAACCAAUGGCUACUCAGCUGGAGCUCGCAGGUCCAAUGGAGAUGUAGCCCGACGUUCGCCUCCGCCUUCCCCCCACUCACCUACCGUUGCACAGUCAGCAGCCAACCUUCGCACGCAGAACAUUUCCAUACCAUCAGAUAUGGUUGGAUGUAUUAUUGGUCGGAGCGGAAGCAAGAUCACAGAGAUUCGGCGGCUGUCUGGAUCUAAGAUCUCCAUUGCCAAAGCUCCACAUGACGACACGGGCGAAAGGAUGUUUACCAUCGUUGGCACUCCAGAGGCCAAUGAAAAGGCUCUUUUCCUGCUUUACAAUCAGCUCGAAAGCGAGAAAGAGAGGAGGGUUGGCAGAGAACAGCAGCAGCAAGAGGAGUAAAUCGAUAUACACGCAAUUCUGGGCCCUCCUCCCUACCAGCACACGAGUACCAUAUGUAUCAUGUCCCAUCCAUUACUUCGCCACUUCUUGUCUUGCCUGUUGUCCGCAGGCUGUCUCGGUCGUACUCUGUGUGUCCAUCGCCUCUUGCCAUCUGGUACAACAUGUUUAUAAUGUCCUCUUACCCGCCUGUGCAUCCCUGCUAUCCCCUUCCGUCCAAAAACCCUACAUUGAUACAUGUCUUUCUCUCGCCGUCUCCCUUCGCCUUCUUGCCUCGCUCUCAUGCCUGUGUUUGCCAUCUUUCCCUCUCGCCUAAAAACCCAUCGUUUCCACUGUCAUGCGUUACAUACAGCACAUUGUAGUACACGUACUCACGGACGAUAAAUCUAUGCACGUAUAAGUACUGCUGUUGUUGUACGGUUGUUCUUCAUAGCUUGGGACUACUUUCUGAUCACGUGUGUUUGAGUGCAAAGAAUUUUCGACGCGUGCGCU